UGUCAAAGAUCUUGAGGAAUAUAUCUUGGAUUAAAAAUUGGUUUUAUAGAGUAAUUAUUUAAUUAAUUUUAGCUAACUGUCUUUGAUUUAAUAGAUUAUAUAUAGCUGUUAAUGUUUAGGUGUUUGUUUGCUUUACGGUUCUUCUCUGCGAAUAAAUAAUUAAUUGUUUUUAUUUAUAAGGUAGAUAAACAUGAAAGAAAGUGGAACUCACACAGUCACACUCUGUAAUAAUUGUUUUAAUUUUAGGAUUAUAUUAGAUUAACCUUAAACUAGUAUCAACGUUUUUAGAUAAAUAAACAGGGAAACAAAACAUAUGUGUUGUCUUCUUGAUAAGUUCGGUUAACGAGUGGGGUGGGGAAUAUUAUCCUCUUUGGGAAAGGGAACCUUUAUUGAAAUGAGAAAUUAUUAGUUUGUUUAUUGCUAAAUUUAGUAAUCGCAUCUCGCUGUCAUGAUGUUGACCGUUCUUCUUUAUUUUCAAGUGGACCGAUUUCAAAAGCAUAGUUUUUUUAAAAAAAUAUUAAAACCUUUUUAUGUAACAUUGAAGUGAUUCGAAUCUGUAUAAACCCCCACUACUUUGCUAGAUUUACCCGUUUAAAACUAAAAAUACUUUAAUUACCAGGCAUUUUUUAUUUUAAAUAUAAUUCUUUGAGCGUUAGUAUAACAUAACAAGAUUGGUGUAUGGUGAUUAUGUAAUAAUAUGAAUAUCGUUUUAUGUAAUAUGAGAAAAAUUCUUUGAUGUUGUUUAUCUGCAGUUGGUAAAUGGUGAGCAGAGAAACAGAGAUGAUAUCUGAACGAGAAGUAGAGUCAUCGACAAGACAUAAUGGAGGAGCCGGAGGAGGAGGAGGAGAGAAUCAUCCCUUUUCUUCAUUGGGAAGACAAUCAUCCAUCUACUCAUUGACACUCGACGAGUUCCAACACGCUCUCUGCGAGAACGGCAAGAACUUCGGAUCCAUGAACAUGGACGAGUUCCUCGUUUCUAUUUGGAACGCUGAGGAGAAUAACAACAACAACAAUCACCAAGCCACGGCCGCAGCAGCUUCACAUCCCGUUCCACCGAGUCAUAACGGUUUCAACAACAACAAUGGUGGAGGUGAGAGCGGCGUCUUUAGUGGUGGUGGUGGUGGUGGUGGUUCUUCAGGUAACCAAGCGGCUAAUAAGAGACCAGGGAUAGUGAAGCAGCCGAGUCUUCCACGACAAGGCUCGUUGACACUUCCAUCUCCGCUUUGUAGGAAGACUGUUGAAGAGGUUUGGUCUGAGAUACAUAGAGGUGGUGGUAGUGGUGGUGGUGGUGGAGAGAGCAACGGACGUGGUGGUAGUAGUAGCAAUGGUCAAAACAAUGCUAAUAACGGCGGCGGAGGCGGUGAGAGUGCGGCUAGGCAACCAACGUUUGGGGAGAUGACGCUCGAGGAUUUCUUGGUGAAGGCUGGUGUGGUUAGAGAACAUCCAACUAACCCUAAACCUAUUCUGAACCCGACUCCGUCUAGUGUUAUACCCGCAUCUACCCAGCAGCAGCAGCUUUACGGUGUGUUUCCAGGAGGUGGCGAUCCUACUUUCGCGGUGGGUGUAGGUGAUUACGGUAAAAGGGCAGGAGGAGGAGGAGGAGGGUAUCAGCAGGCACCACCGGUUCAGACAGGUGUUUGCUAUGGGGGUGGUGGGGGGUUUGGAGCGGGUGGACAGCAAAUGGGGAUGGUGGGACCGUUAAGCCCGGUGUCGUCAGACGGGAUAGGACAUGGACAAGUGGAUAACAUAGGAGGUCAGUAUGGAGUUGAUAUGGGAGGGUUAAGGGGAAGGAAGAGAGUAGUGGAUGGUCCGGUGGAGAAAGUAGUGGAGAGAAGGCAGAGGAGGAUGAUCAAGAACCGCGAGUCUGCUGCGAGGUCCAGAGCAAGAAAGCAGGCAUAUACUGUGGAGUUAGAAGCAGAACUGAACCAGUUGAAAGAAGAGAACGCACAGCUAAAACAUGCAUUGGGAGAGUUGGAGAGGAAGAGGAAGCAACAGUAUUUUGAGAGUUUGAAGACGAGAGCACAACCUAAAGUUCCCAAAGUGAGCGGGAGAUUACGGACAUUAAUGAGGAACCCGAGUUGCCCUCUCUGAACGAACAUACAAACGAUAGAAGAUGAAGAAGGAAGUUGUCAUGAUACAGAAAGAGGAAAAACUGAUGAGCUUGGUUUGUUUUGUCCUCUUGAGAUAAUAAAAAAUCUUUUACUUUUAGAUGCUUUUACGUCUUAGUAGGAAGAGCAUAAUCUGAUCUUCUUUAGUUCUGUUCCUUUGUCAACAAGAAAGUGAUUCUCUGUUUUAACGUCAUAAGAUUAUAACACCUGUAUUCUGCCACUAGAUACUUUACCAUCCAACUGUUUCUGUUGGAAUUUUAAAUGGUUGGUUAUUACUUGAA
Molecule: messenger RNA, 2389 nt
Organism: Raphanus sativus (radish)
Lineage: Eukaryota; Viridiplantae; Streptophyta; Magnoliopsida; Brassicales; Brassicaceae
Product: protein ABSCISIC ACID-INSENSITIVE 5
Exons: 4
Coding region: 760-2091 (443 amino acids)
Biological process (GO): positive regulation of DNA-templated transcription
Cellular component (GO): nucleus
Molecular function (GO): DNA-binding transcription factor activity
Source: RefSeq, a predicted model, not a curated record